This is a messenger RNA of Austrofundulus limnaeus, 2329 nucleotides long. RefSeq names its product XK-related protein 5. NCBI's taxonomy places the organism in Eukaryota, Metazoa, Chordata, Actinopteri, Cyprinodontiformes, Rivulidae. Gene Ontology annotation, cellular component: membrane. The record is from RefSeq and is a predicted model, not a curated record.
UGGAGCACACUCUGCAGGGCGGCGUGUCUCUUUAAAGGGACGGUGACGUUCGGGACGGGCUGCCGCAUCUGGACCGACCCAGCCCGGACCAGAACCACAUCGGCCCAGUCUGCAGAGAGGAUACGGCUUCGGUUCCGGUGGGGGGUUCGGGCCCGGGAUGAGACACUACACGGCCACUCCGAGCGAGGCGGGCGGCUGCGUGCCGUGCUGCCAAGUUUGCGUCUUUGCUUUUACCGCAUUUCUCAUCGUUGCGGAGAGAACGGCGCUGAUCUACUGUUUCGUGUACUACCUGUGGGUGGGUCACAACUACUGCUAUGCCUACCUUGCUGGUUUCACAGCACUCUUCUUGCUGCCAGGUUGGGGUCCACAGUGGCUCAGUUAUCUGUGGUACCUGUCAGACGGACGAAUCUCCCGGAAGUCUCUCAGAUGGACACACAUUUUGCACUUAGGCAUCUUCAAAAGCCUCGGUGUGUUUUGCAGUGUGUUUAUUGUCUCUGGCCUGGGCGUUGGUUCUCUACGCUCGAGCCUGUUCCCUCAUCAGACCAGGACACUUACAGAUGACACCGGCUGCUAUUCUCUGUCGACUGCUGUGGAGGGUCAGCAUGUUGGGAUCCAGGUUUGCUGUGCUCAUGCUCUUCACACGUAUCUUCAAACAGUGGGUCCUGGGAGUCAUCGGCGUGCACUGGCUGGGCGCUACUUUCUGGAUGGUGUCUCAGCAGACCGACAUCAUUCGCUCAACAAGUCGAUGGAGAUUUUUCAACCUCGUCCUCGGAGCCAUUCACAUCUUUCUCUUCCUGAAUGUGAAGUACGGACAGUCCAGAUACCGCAUGGCUGGGUUUUACCUGGUCAUGUUUUUAGAGAACGCUUUUCUCCUUCUGGCCUCCUCCUGGUUGUUUGCCAUGGUGUCCUGGGACACUGUGGGUAUUCCAGCUGCAGUGUUUUGCAGCUUCGUCAUUGGAGUGAUAGCACUGGUGCUGUACUACCGAUUCCUGCAUCCAAAGUCUUUUGAGAUUUUCCAGAGUAUUCGUCACAGGGGGAUAGGCGGAGCCUGCAUGGAGCGUGGAUCUACUCUCUCUCUUGAGGAGAAAGUUGCGCCCACCUUCCAUCGCCAUGCCACACUGUCUGGUGGUGGGACCCUCAUGGACCUUCCUAUCCAAUGGGAAGGUUGGAAGCAUCACCACUGGCUGCUCAUUCGCUUGGCUCUUAAGACGGGAAAUGUCUCGAGGAUCUGGUCUGCGUAUGGCGAGGGGGGUCUGGCCGGACUGAUGGGUCUUUCCGAAGAGCUUCACUCCCUUGAUACACAUCAUGUUCCACGGGUUCUACCUCCUCAACCUCGGGUUCUUCAGAUCUCACAUCCAGUUCCUCAACCUGGUCCUCCACCAGCUCCACCACAAGUGACCCAGGCUCCACAGGUGAGGGAAGUGGUCCAGCCUCCAAAACCAGCUCACUCCAGCAUUGUGGCUCGGCCUGUAAGAAGAGCUCCGCCCACAACCAUCCAAGACAUGAGACGGUUUCCAGAGAUCAUCCCGGUCCAUGAGAUCAUCAUUCCCGAAGAGACUGCAGAGGAAGAAUCCAGUGCGCCGCUCUCAGAUGACAAAGGUGAUGAGGAGUUUCAGAGCGCCGCUUGUGGCUCACCGUCGCUUUCAUCUCCACAACGAGCUGGAAGCCUCCGUCACAUCGACAGCAAUGUCGCAUCUCUGACAGAGGCGUCCUCCUCUGUGGGGUCUCUGGACAUCAAGACCCCCGGCUGGUCACCUGAAAGGCACUCCCCUUUCCUUCUUGGCUCCCCGGAGCACAAGGCGGCGCUCCCUGUAGAAUCCAGCACCGCUCUGUAUUUCAGCACAGACGCACCAUCACCUUCCAGCGGGAGCUAUCUUGGCUGGGGCUCGGAGCUGUCGCCCAUCUCUGCCUACCGAAGCCCCUACCGGAUCAGAGAAGCCCGCUUCAUCACAUCCACCCCACGACUGGAGCCUCGAGGUGGAGCUGAAAGCCCUGGUCCAUCUCCUGUCGUUGUUAUCCCUGCCACACCGGGCACAACACCGGGUACUACUCCAGGUGGGACGCCUGGGGCCACCACCCCUUCAGCUUCGACCCCCGCAGCUUCGACCACCGCAGCUUCGACCCCCGCAGCUUCAACCCCUGCAGCUUCGACCCCCGCAGCUUCGACCCCCGCAGCUUCUACUCCUGGUGCCGCUACGCCCGGUACUCCGAUUGUUCCUGUCACUCUAGUCUCCUCCCCUGCUCGCAAACAGAUGGUGCAGUUUGUGGACUUUAGGGAGAAUCUGAUCUAAAAAGCACGAAGUCAAUAAAAAGAAAUUCAUCUUUUUCA